Drosophila erecta is the source of this 536-nucleotide messenger RNA. RefSeq lists its product as uncharacterized. The coding region runs from base 159 to 374 and encodes 71 amino acids. Lineage: Eukaryota; Metazoa; Arthropoda; Insecta; Diptera; Drosophilidae. The record is from RefSeq and is a predicted model, not a curated record. The transcript is spliced from 2 exons.
AUGUAUCAUUUAUGUGAGAGUUAGGGAUCUAGCAGUCCACUAUAAUGCUAUCACCGCAUUAGUAAAAAUUUCGACAAAGCCCUCAUUUUAGUUUUCCAAAUUCCAACGAAAUUCUAACGUAAGCUCUUGGCUGGACUUUGAAAUUUGAUAAAGCCAAAAUGUCCGACAAUAAGGCAUCCUCGUCCCGAAGCCGACAUCCCGUGAUGCAGUUCAGCACCGCCAUGGGAACGCCGGAAACCAAGCGCAAGAUGCUCCUCUAUAGACGGUUAUUGAGCCGGGAGUUGGCCCGUGAUGGCAAAAAUCCCAAGGAGAUUGCGAGGGCCAGUAGUCGAAGACUUCAGGAGCAGGACGGGGGCAGGUGUCCAAAAUCCUGAAUAUGUAAAUCCAUGUUCAGGAUAUUUUUCGGCAGAAGAGUUUACGUUUUAGCAGUCAGGAAGAAGUUGCGCGUUCACUUCUCCUGUUUUUUCGGUCCUAUUUAAAAAAGAAUUAAAUUAUAAUUAAAUGGUUUUUAUAAAACCGCUGUUUUCCUCAUAAUA